CGGAGUAACGGGUUUGGUUGGGUUUAGGCCCAUCCCGAGCUCUUUCCGUCCGCCUGUCGACAAAUGGCGGGGGCGGCGUGGCGAUAGACGGCGCAGCCCGCGCUUUGGACGCGGAGGCGGGCACGCCUCCCGCGUGGGCGGUGCCUCCGCCCCGGGCGCAGGCAGGCCUCGCGGUCUCGGGGUUGCGUCACCGGUGCCGCCGGUGUCCGGUUGUCGGUUUGUGCGCCUAAGGACUGCUCUAUUUUUCUUUUUUUGAGUUCCAGUCCAAGCAGUGAGCGUCUGCAGGUGGAUAAACCCUUAGUCUAUGAUUACGCGGCGCCGCAGUUUAGCUUAGCGGUUUUUGCGGUACUUUCUACCAUGUGCGUUUCCACUUCGUACGCCGCUCGUUAAUUUUUCGUGGAUUACUGAGUUCAUUUAGCAUUGAUAUUUUUUCAUCGUUUCUUCUUCUUUUGGCACCCGAGGCUUGCCGGCUGCUAUGACCGACUGAUGAAUGCAGGUUGUUGCUAGUAUGAUAUGGUAUAUACAUAUACAAUCAGAGAACGGGCCUGGAGAUUGCAUUGCACCAUAAGGGGGGCCAGCUCCAAAAUAUUACUGUAGCAGGAACCAGGAAUUGCUGAAAUGUACGAAAUAGAAUUGAAUCUUCUCAGAGCUAGUUUAAGUAUAUAAUGUCAUCGCGAGACUUUUACCAAAAUGGAACUGGGAAUCACAGAUUGGUUGUGGUCUUCUGGGCGUAAAUCUCCCUAGAACUAGUAAAGACAUCGCCCUCAAGGACUGGCAUUUACUUUUUCCCUCUCCUGGUUUCAUAGAGAAAUGAAACAGGGCGGUUUUGGAGGGAGCAAAAAAAAAGUAGAUUUCAAUGCCAUUUUGGACUGCCCAUAGAUAUGGUAUGACAUAUAUUCGUUUCCCAGGGGUCUACUGUAUUAUUAUUAUACUAAUGGCACCGAAAUGGCCGCGGCUUCAUUUAAUGCGAUGUUGUUGUCUUUUGUCCCCCAUUUUCUGCAUGUCAUUUUGUCAACAGAUUCCCACGGACAUUGCUAAAACCAUGUGCUGUGGCAAUUACUGCCAUCAUAGUUUGGUACUUAGUGGUUCCUGUAAUUGCAUUAGCAUGUCAAAUUUGAUGCUACAAAUCGCAAACAAAGAGGAAUAAAUAGAACGGUAGAGGUUUGCAUGUUAAUAUUUUACCAGUUUCCCACUAGUUUUUUUUCUUGAAAACGAAUACUCCAUAGCUCAGAGAGUAUGGCACCCUGAAAGCAACAUGGUUGCAAGCUUUUGCAUAGAAAAAUAGUUUUGACUUUGGAUGCUGAUGUAUUGCUUGAGUUACCAUAUCUCUUGGCUUUACUAACUUCUUUGUGCAGUUGUGCAUCAGUCCAAAUACAGGUCAACUUACCAUUGAAACAAGCGAUUCCACACAUUUUAAAGCCCUGUCUUUUUCUUCAUUUAUAUAUUAUAUAAAGAGUGCUUACCUCUGACCCACUACGAAGGUCUCACACCAGAACCAGAUUAUACAUCCUUAACAAAUACUCAAAGUUUGUCGUCAAAAUACCUUGAUGACAGAAUGAUGGAAAGGCUUUCAGCGCUGGUUCUUGAUGGUGACCCAGCGUCCUUGUCGACCAUCUCUGAGACGCUUGCAAAGUUCAACUUCAGAGUUGUUUCCUUCCAAACAGCAGAAGCGGCCCUGGAUUUCAUUAAAUGUGGGGCUGCUAAAGCAGCGGACCUUGAUUUGGUGUUGGUGGAGGUUAAUCUUAACAAUAUGGCACCAGGCACUUCAGCAAACCCUGAUCUGUUCCAUCACAUACUGAAUGAACUUCAAGUCCCUCUUACCGCAAUGUGUUCUCGUGACGAUGAAGAGGCACUUUCCAAAUGUAUGAACCUGGGUGCAUGCUUCCAUCUGCUGAAGCCACUGAACAGAAGAAGCUUCAGCAUUCUGUGGCACCAAGCACUGGAACACAAGUCUAAAAAGGCAGCACCUCAAAGACCAAGUCUUAAUGAUAGUACCAAAAAUAGAAUGGUUUCACCAUCUACUGAAAAACCCAAGGAAGUCCUUAUUCUAGAGAGAAACAAUUUAUCUGUUCCUCAAAGCAAUGGAUAUGAAGAGCCAAAGAAGCAGAAUCGGGUCACAUGGACCAUUGAACUCCAUGAAAAGUUCUUGGAGGCUGUCGAAGCUCUUGGGGGGAACAAGUCUGCUAGACCUGAGAAGAUCCUGCACCUGAUGAAUGUAAAGGGUUUGACUGUGAAGCAUAUAGGCAGCCAUCUCCAGAAACAUCGAUUGCGCAACCAGAAUACAAAACAAGGACAGCGCCAAGAGAAUGCCAGCAGAAAACCUAUAUCAAGGCAAGGUGAAGCCACUUCUGAAUCCAUCACACCCAGAGUUGAGACAGACGGGGAAGUGUACCCCUCAAGGCUGUGGACAAAGGUGAAGAAAAGGUCAGUAGACACAUCGGCUCUGAAGACUGGCAUGCACACAUGCACAUCUGGAAACGACAAUGAGGGCACAGAGUCUGUGUGGGAUAGGUAUGAAAAUAACCUGCAAGUGUUCGCUGAGAACAAGAAACGUUGGAUGUUCACGAGCGAACAUCAGUGGCCUCGGAGAAACAAUAUUGAUACCACAGACGAAGGGGAUCCAAAUGAAGCCCCCGAAACUGCUGCUGGUGCAUCCAUAGAAAUCUUUGGUUCAAGCAGCUUAAUAAGUGAUCAAGUGGGAGAGAAAAAUCGUGUUGAAUCUGACAGAGACAAUAACACCGUGUGGAGCACUGAUUUACUAGAAGGUUAUGGUGCAUCCAUAGAAAGCUCUGGUUCAAGCAGCCUGUUAGCAAAUGAUCAAGUGGGAGAGAACAAUCAUUCUGAAGCUGCCAGAGCCAAUGACAGCAUGGGGAACAUUACUUUGCUUGAAGAAAUAGCUUACGGUGGUGCAUACAUAGGAACCUCUGGUUCAGGCAGCCUGUUAACAGGCGAUCUAGUCAGGCAGAACGGUUGUGCUGAAGCUACCAGACACAAUGACAAUUUGUGGGGCGUUAAUCUACCUCAAGGUUAUGGCGCAUUCACAGAAAUCUCUGGUUCGAGCAACAUGUUAACGAGUUAUCAAGUGGGAGAGAACAAUGGCACUGAAUUUGCCAGAGACAAUGGCCACAUGGAGAACAUUAGUUUGCUCGAAGUUUAUGGUGCAUCCAUAGAAAACGCUGGUUCAAGCAGCAUGUUAACAAGUGAUCAAGUCGGACAAAGCAAUCUUACCGAAGCUGACAGAAUCUAUGACACCAUGGGGAGCAUUAAUUACCUUGAAGGUACCGUGGACCCGGAGUACAUUGCACCAAUGGAUUAUUCUGUUGCUUGGGCGCACCUAGAGGGCAAUGGUCCGGACCUGAGAAGCCCUUCUGAUGGCCGGGAGGAAGCAUAUUCAUUUUGGAUGAGUCAGCUGGCAGGACCACAAGACUAUCAAAGCCUUGGCCCGGAGGGUUUCCUUCAAGUAGGUGACGACGCAUAUAACGAUGCUCUGAGAUCGGUUGGUCUGGUUAACGUGGAUGAACAAGCGACUCAAGGAUGGCAAGAGCAGCAAAGCCUCAGCAUGGAAGAUCUCCUGCAGGUAGAUGACGUUGCAUGGGAUGACACUCUGAUAUCUAUGGGGCUUAUCAACUUGUUAGAUGAACCAAUGGCUGAAGAGGCCGCCAUUGGAGGAUCACAAGGUCAGCAAAGCCUCGCCCCGGAGGUCCUCCAAGCAGGUGACAAUGCGUACGGUGAUGAUCUUGGGUCGAUUGAGAUGGUCAACUUGUUAAACGAACCAAUGACUCAAGAAGCCGCUAUUGCCGAUGCUCUGGUGGACGAUCCUAUGACCCUGAUUGCCCAAGACGAUGUGCCGUGGGCUUGGAGUCCUGCAGUGCCGGGUGACUAUGGCAUUGAUUGGAUCCAGGAUCCUAACGCAGAACUGUAUGGGUAAAAGAUCGAUGACCGAGCCGUGGUUGCGUACAAGAAUCGGACCGGGUGGAAGAGAGGUGUGAGACAGCCUUGAGUCCAGUCAAAAAUAAUUGACUUGCUUACUUUAUUCUAAAACUGUUUUUGGAUGGAUUUAUUCUCUUUUAUCGACAAUCACUCCCCAUUUUACUUCUAAUGAAAGCAAUGUAAGGGCUAGUUUGGUAACCCUAUUUUCUCAAGGGAUUUUCAUUUUCCUAAGAGAAAUUAGUUCAUUUUUCCAUAGGAAAAUAGAAAUCUCUUAAAAAAAUGGGGUUCUCAAACUAGAAAAAUCAUGGUAUUUUGUUUAUAAGGGGAGUUUGGUUUCUAGGGACUA
Messenger RNA from Zea mays, 4276 nucleotides. RefSeq lists its product as uncharacterized. The transcript has 10 exons. The record is from RefSeq and is a predicted model, not a curated record. Lineage: Eukaryota; Viridiplantae; Streptophyta; Magnoliopsida; Poales; Poaceae. Gene Ontology annotation, molecular function: DNA binding. Bases 1556 to 3928 code for a protein of 790 amino acids. Gene Ontology annotation, biological process: phosphorelay signal transduction system; cytokinin-activated signaling pathway.